AUGCUCUUGUCAACAUCUAAAUUGACUUCUUCAAAACUUUAAAGAUCUCAGAUAUCGAGUCCUCAAAGAUCAACUGUCAACUAUCUAAGUCAGGACUUGGACUCCCCUUCUAGAUAAAGAAUAAAGCUUCUUUCAGACAAAUGGAAUCACAUCCAAAAUGGAAUUGAUAAGGAUAAAUUAGAAAAGAGGGAGGUGUUAGAGGAAAGAAUUAAAAUCAUUGAAGAUGUUUUAGCAUCAGAAAAACCAAAGGACGAAUAGAAGUUCAAAGUGCUUAAGGAUUCAGUAUUGAAGUUGUAAGAUUCUGCUCAUAACUAAAAGUCCGAAAGAGAGGCCUUUGAUGACAAGAAAGAAAGAGACUUUAGAACUUUAUCUGAUAAUAUAGCUCUUUCUUUUGAAUAGGAGAAGAAUGCAAGAAGUCAGGGAGAAACCAAGCUACAAAAAUAAAUUGAUGAGAGGUUUUCAUAGAUAACAUUGACAAUAACAAGGAACACACAUCAAUAUGAGGAUAGAAGUCAAGCUAAGAUAGCUGAAGUUCUUCAGUAGAUUUAGAUAGUGAAAAAUUAAUUGGAUUAAGAAAGGAGAUCAAGGGAAGAGUCCUCAGAAAGUUUGAGUGAUUAGAUGGAUAGUGAAAUCAAUAAGUUUUCAGACUAAUUGUUGGUUGAGAAAAAGGUGAGAGAAGAAACAUAAGGGAAAAUAUUCAGAAUGAUUGAAGAUGUCCAUGGGAAAUUGUAAUAGGACAUUUCAUUUGAAAGAAGAGAAAGAGAAGCCACGACUGAGGCAUUAUUGAAACUAUUAGAAGAUGCUUGCAUCAAAAUAGAUAAAAAUUUUAGAUAUUGAUAUGAUUAUAUCUAUGUCAUACGGUUUUAUUUGGCCACAUUUAUUUAUA
Paramecium tetraurelia is the source of this 886-nucleotide messenger RNA. RefSeq lists its product as uncharacterized. The transcript has 3 exons. Lineage: Eukaryota; Ciliophora; Oligohymenophorea; Peniculida; Parameciidae. The record is from RefSeq and is a predicted model, not a curated record.